Molecule: messenger RNA, 1239 nt
Organism: Saprolegnia parasitica CBS 223.65
Lineage: Eukaryota; Oomycota; Saprolegniomycetes; Saprolegniales; Saprolegniaceae
Exons: 6
Coding region: 1-1239 (412 amino acids)
Source: RefSeq, a predicted model, not a curated record
AUGGAGACGAAGCUCACGCAGUCUUUCUGGCGCAAGAAGCGCAUCAUCACGCAGGAAGUUCUCCAGGCCAUUGGAAAAACGACUCCGACAGACGACGGUGUGUACCAGCGAGAGCUGCUCAAGUUUCAAGAUUUCGUCACGCAUGUCCGCGCGACGCUACGGGAGCUCGAGCGCUAUCGCUGCAGCCUCCAGCUCUUCUGCAGUGCGACAACAGCACUCGCCAACGAGGUCGUGUGCCUUGCAACACCGAGCCACCUGGGGCAGGUGCCACCGACGCACCCCGAGGCGUUGGCUACCGCGCUGCGCCAGGUCGCGCCGUCACGCAUCAUGAAGACCCAGUACUACUCUGUGGACGAUACGAUCACGGGCGCUAUCCGGUCGCUGUGCAUCAAGCUUGCUGAGCUCGAGGCGCAGACCAACGACAUUAAGGCCCGCGCGCAGGCCAAGCUCGAGUUUGAUAGCUAUGCGCGCGCCGCCAAGCCAUCGGACAAGCACGACGCGGCGCUCGCGCACCUGGAUGCGUGCACACGGACUGUGUUUCGCAUCUUUGCCAAGUACGAGGCGCUGCGCAAUACCUUUUUGUCCAACGAACUUGAAUUGGUGCGGCAAGCGCUGAGCUCCUUCUUCCUCAAUGGCGCCGACGCCAUCGCGGCGCCGCUGCUUGUGCAGCCCGAUUCCGUUGCUGCCGAAGAAGACAAGGUGUGCUGUCUCUCUCACGUCGUCAACGUGUCAAUCCUUCUAACGAUCUUCUCCGACUUGAUGGCCAAGGGCAGCAUUGUGGCCGAAUUGCCUCGCGAGGUUGCCAGCGACGUCGAGCCCAUGGUCCACGUGGAUUGUGGCCCACGAAAACCCAGCAUGCCAUCGCUACCAGAAUGCCACGCGGUCGUGGCCAAGUACGCGCGGCGCCGGCUGUCGCUGGGUGCCUCGGCGCGCCCGCCAGCACCUGUCGCGCAGCAUGCGCCACCCUCCGUGCUUUUGGCUACUCUGUCGCUGGACGACAGUGACGAAGGCACGCCCCGUCGUGACGGGAGCUGGCGAUGUUUUAACAACCAGAACGACGACGACGACGACGACGGCAAUGGCGAGAUCAUGUCGACUGUACCUCUCCAUGGUACAGAGGGGAGUGCGACUGAGCCGCCGUCAUGCGGUGCACCAGGGUCUCGGCGGGUAUCUUCCAUCUUUGUCCCGUUCGUGGCCAAGCUGGUCCGCGAUCCAAAUUCGAACCAACGGCCAAACUAG